AUGCAGUGCGCCGCCAUCCUCAUCACUCUCCUCUCCUCCGUCGCCUUCACAUCGGCGCUCCCGCAAACCGGUCCUCCGGCUUCCUCUUGCCCCGUCACAACUCAGAUGCCCGAGUGCGGUGUCCCCUGCAUCCAAGCGGCUGCCAUCGAGAUCGGUUGCACCAAGUACAUGGACUUUGAGUGCCAGUGCAAGAAUGCCGCGGCCAUGCAGGCUGCUGUGAUGCCUUGUGUUGCCCAGGCCUGCGGUGCUACUCUUGCUCCUGUUGUUGGACAGGUUGCAAAUGCCAUUUGCGAGCAGUGUGUCACCACGGCCUAG
Sordaria macrospora k-hell is the source of this 315-nucleotide messenger RNA. RefSeq lists its product as uncharacterized. NCBI's taxonomy places the organism in Eukaryota, Fungi, Ascomycota, Sordariomycetes, Sordariales, Sordariaceae. The record is from RefSeq and is a predicted model, not a curated record.